Messenger RNA from Nicotiana attenuata, 1067 nucleotides. RefSeq names its product transcription factor RAX2-like. The record is from RefSeq and is a predicted model, not a curated record. Bases 91 to 1014 code for a protein of 307 amino acids. NCBI's taxonomy places the organism in Eukaryota, Viridiplantae, Streptophyta, Magnoliopsida, Solanales, Solanaceae. The transcript has 3 exons.
UUCUCUAGAAAGCAAAGCAAAGAAAACUUCCUCAGAAUUAAGUUCCAAGAAAAUGCUCAACAAACAAUAUUAGAAACAGAGAGAAAAAAAAUGGGGAGAGCUCCUUGUUGUGAUAAAGCUAAUGUGAAGAGAGGGCCAUGGUCACCUGAAGAAGAUGCUAAGCUUAAGGAAUUCAUAGAAAAAUAUGGAACUGGUGGUAAUUGGAUUGCUCUUCCUCAAAAAGCUGGAUUAAGGAGAUGUGGAAAGAGCUGUAGAUUGAGAUGGCUGAAUUAUCUAAGGCCUAAUAUCAAACAUGGUGAUUUUUCUGAUGAGGAAGAUAGAGUUAUAUGCAGCUUGUAUGCCAGCAUUGGAAGCAGGUGGUCAAUUAUAGCAGCUCAAUUACCAGGAAGGACUGACAAUGAUAUCAAAAACUAUUGGAACACAAAGCUGAAGAAGAAGCUCAUGUGUCUAAAAUCACCUUUCUUUCCUACUACAAAUUUUCAAACACCACCAACCCAACCCCAAACAAUUUUCAGUUACACCACAACUAGGUCUCUCACUGGUGGCCUUGAGCACAUUUCAUCAGCCCAACCAAAUCUUAACAUGAACUUUAACUUUCAGUUGGGGACAAAUCAAUAUUCCUAUUUUCAGCCAUGUCAAGAUCAGAGCUUAAUGAAUCCCAUGCAAGCAACUUGUUCCUCAUCUGAUGGAAGUUGCAACCAAAUGAGCUAUGGAAAAGAUAUUAAGCAAGAGGAAAUGGGCAAUUUUUUACAGGGUCAAAUUCCAACAACUUUUGAAGAAACCCAAAAAGUUACUCUUGAUUAUGGUAACAAUAGUGGACGUGGUAAUGAUCACCAGCUUGGCACUUGGGCUGAUCAAAAGUCAAAUGGAUAUCAAAGUAGUCAAUUCCAGUAUGAUAUUGAAGAAGUUAAGGAGCUGAUUAGUAGCUCUAGCAGUGGCAAUGGAUGUAAUAACAGUAGUUUUUUCUUCUACAAUGAUGAAAACAAGACAAAUGAGAGAGGGAUGUACUAUUAAUUUAUGUAGUCGUGAUGGAAUUGAAUUAAUGAAAAGCUUCUAUUUUGCUUCCA